Bactrocera dorsalis (oriental fruit fly) is the source of this 1180-nucleotide messenger RNA. RefSeq names its product endocuticle structural glycoprotein SgAbd-2 (gene Cpr11B). The record is from RefSeq and is a predicted model, not a curated record. Gene Ontology annotation, cellular component: chitin-based extracellular matrix. The transcript is spliced from 3 exons. Lineage: Eukaryota; Metazoa; Arthropoda; Insecta; Diptera; Tephritidae. Gene Ontology annotation, molecular function: structural constituent of chitin-based larval cuticle. Bases 394 to 1008 code for a protein of 204 amino acids.
UCGAUUUUCUUUAACUCGCUCAGAUUUUAAGUCACAACACAAAAAUAGUUAUGAACUUAUAGUAAUUUCUAUAUUAAAAAUAGUUCUAGAAAGGAGUUUUUAUACAUUAUGCUUCAAGACUUCUUCGUAUUAAAUCGUAUGAUUUCUUGUUCUUUCGAUGUUAGAGUAUUGGUGGCAUCAACUGACAAUUAAAAAUCAAAUUGCUUGAAGUUAGCCUAAAUGAAUGAAGAAUAAUUUGAUAAUUCUAUGCCUUUUGCGAUAUUCUGCUAUAAAAGAAUGUACAGCAUGGCUUACAAUCGGCAGUCUCUUCACAGUCCCCAUCAGAUGCGAAGCAACCGGAACAACAAUUCGUCAGUUGUAAAUAAAAAUCACAGAUCUUAGUUGUUUAUAAAAAUGAAAGGGCAAAUUGCAAUAUUUAUCUUGUGCGAGUACGUGUUAUUUUCUAAAGUUCUGAGCCUAGCUCCGCCUUCUUUGAAGUAUUUACCGCCUGGAAAUAUUGGUGUUCCCUCUCGGCAAUAUUUGGCAUCUGAUCGAGACAGAAACUUGCACUAUAAGAAAGUGAAUGGAGCACCGAGCGUUACAGAAUACGAACGUGGUACUGGUAGUGUACGAACAAGAUAUGGUGCACCAAAGCAAAUACAGGUACCUAUCGUCAGACAGGACUACGUAAGCGAUGCAAGCGGAAGUUAUAAUUUUGGAUUCGAAACUGCGAAUGGUAUUCAGCGCGUUGAAUCGGGGGAUGUUUAUAACAAGCCGAAAAGCUCACUAAACGUGGAAGGUUCAUAUUCUUACACAGGAGAUGAUGGUCGUACAUAUACCGUUAAUUACAGAGCUGAUGAAAAUGGAUUUCAUGCAGAAGGUGAUCAUUUACCCACGCCUCCGCCCUUGCAUAACCAGAAUAGUGUAGACGGAACUUUCUCUAGAAGUGGUUCUCAAAACAAAGCCAAUGUGUACUCACCGUCGAUUCAAUAUCUACCGCCACAACGUUUUUAUUCGAAGCGGCAAUAGACAUUAUUAAAAGUGUUUUUAUGUAUUUUUUUGAGAUGGUUGGUCAUCCAAAAUUAGUACGUAUCAUAUAAAUAUUUAGUGAUAUACAUAUAUGUACAUAUGUAUAUGUGUAGCGUAAAAGAUACUCCCUUCAUUGUUUACGUAGAUUUAAAAUAAACACUUUAUACUUCCA